AUGGCAGAGUCUGGGUUUGACAUAGGGUUCGGCCUCGAAGGUUCGCACGUACUGGUAACCGGAUCUUCGGGGGCUAUUGGAUCAGUGGUGGUCAAAGCAUUCCUUGCCGCAGGCGCAUAUGUGUCGGCAUUUGAUCUUGUCGAGCCUCGGCAACCCAACCAAAACGAGCGGCUCAACUUCUACCAGGUCGACAUCACAGAUGAGUCCAGGGUAGAGCAGGCUAUGGAGUCAGCCAGGACUGUGUUCGGGGUAAUAACAACAUGCGUUUUAGCCGCAGGUCUGGACUUGUCCUACUGCCCUCAACAGUCCCUCGUCGACAUGCCACUUAAAGCGUGGCAGAAAGUGCUGAAUGUCAAUGUCGACGGCACAUUCCUGACCUGUCGAGCGUGGCUUCGAGGCAUCAGAAGACACGGAACACCCGAGGCCAAAAAUAUCUCUGCUAUUCUUUUCGGUAGCGAGGCCGGAACCUUUGGAGUUCCAUUGUGCGCGCCGUACGCCGCUUCGAAGUCGGCGAUUCAAUACGGCCUUGUCAAAUCGCUCGCUCGCGACGCCGUCAACAUCAACCCACGUUGUCGUAUCAAUGCCGUCGCGCCAGGUCCUGUAGCCACAGCGCAAUUUCAAAAGGAAUGUGACGAUGAUCCAAAGGCUUUGUGGCGUGAAGCCCAAGCAACCGUUGCAUUACAUCAGCCGGUCCCAAUUGAGGCGGUCGCAAGAGCCUGUCUAUUCCUCGCAAGCGACAAGUUUUCUGGUAACAUAACUGGACAAGUGUUGCCGGUUGACUCUGGGAAGAGUGGCGCUCUGCUGUGGCCAGAAGCACCAUAG
Messenger RNA from Fonsecaea nubica, 822 nucleotides. RefSeq lists its product as hypothetical. The record is from RefSeq and is a predicted model, not a curated record. Bases 1 to 822 code for a protein of 273 amino acids. Lineage: Eukaryota; Fungi; Ascomycota; Eurotiomycetes; Chaetothyriales; Herpotrichiellaceae. The transcript has a single exon.